Talaromyces proteolyticus is the source of this 2816-nucleotide messenger RNA. RefSeq names its product HbrB-like-domain-containing protein. The coding region runs from base 168 to 2642 and encodes 824 amino acids. The transcript has a single exon. The record is from RefSeq and is a predicted model, not a curated record. Gene Ontology annotation, biological process: TORC2 signaling. Gene Ontology annotation, cellular component: TORC2 complex. Lineage: Eukaryota; Fungi; Ascomycota; Eurotiomycetes; Eurotiales; Trichocomaceae.
UAUUCUUUCCUCGGCGUGGCGCAGUCGCAUUUCCAAUCUCCCUGCGCUGUUGCUGACCAUGGGCCGUGGCCCUCGCUUCCUCCCUACUUGUCUCCGGCAUCUACGAUAACCACGCCAGUGCAUGGUCGCCCAUACCGUUCGAACACUCGUUGCCUGGGUAUCCGACAAUGCCCACCACCCGUCCUGACCUCCGAGCGACGCCCUCGCAGCAACCAGAUAGUCGCUAUCAAUCCCGUCAAGUCGACCGCCCUAGCUCGUCCAGCAGUGAUGCCUCGUCUGCCUCGUCGCAGGUGACCACCCUGUCCCGCCCUAAAAACACUCUGUAUUCCCUCAAUUCCUCUGCCUCCCGCCAUCCGCCGCGAACCUCGUCAAUUAGCGGCCCCAACGAGAACAACAGCACCAGCAACAUCUCGUUGCCUUCUGUUACGACAACUCGACCAUCUGGCGCUCCCUUGAGAGCGCAGAAUGAUCCCUACUCCCGCAAGCCAUCCCCGCGAGGUCCGGCGGCCGAGCUACAAAGGCAUCGGCCAAGACAACAUUCACAGGGCUUCUUCGAACCGUCUCUGCCUACUGCCAGUCACACUGAUCAUAGUGCGAUGAUGACGGUCCUGACAGCUUCCCAGAUUGCCGCUCAGGCGGCAAUGCAGUCGACCCAGCACGUGCGGCACCGAUCACAAACGAUCCCGGAUGAUCGACAAAAGGGCCGAAAAGGAAGCCGAGACUCGCCAUCCCCUUCCCCGUACGCACCAUCGACUACGACUAGCGGAGGCGCGCGAACAUAUCAGAACGGACUCGUGGGUUCGCAUGUGGCUGCAGCGACAACUGCUGCCAACGUGGUCUUUCCGCGAAGCCCGGUCUCGGAGGCUGCUGAUCAGAAACACAAAGCAGAGAAGUCGAAGAAGAAGUUAUUCUCUAAACCCAAACAUAUUGGAAUAUCCCGAGAUAGGGAUUGGAAAGAUAAACCUCUGCCAUCUCCUAGCAAGUUAGGGUUUGGAAGCUCAAGUGGACUAUCUAAGAUUGUCAGCGCGUCUACGACAAAUUUGACCGAAAUAAGCUCGAACAAUUCGUCCAUGUAUAACCUUUCGAAUGCAUCUGCUAGCACGGUGGUGCCAGUGGAGAAGGGCGAGAAGGACAAGGACAAAUCGCAUAGACACCACUUUUUAUCUAGGCAAAAAUUGAAGCUUAAAGAUGACCACUUUAAUUUGCCAUUGUCAUCAGCUUCCAGCAACUCGAAACCGUUAGAUCCGAACGCCCCACAGUCCCUCUACAGCUUUACACCAUCCUCUCCGUUAUCAAGUGGGUUUGGGAAGUCGGGGUUGGAUUUGCUACAUGGUGGUCGUGCCUUACGAGAGAAGAAGAGGGAAGAGAAAGAGAAAGAGAAAGCCAUGGCGUCCUCACUGGACAUAAACCGAGACGCGGAAUCCGAGUGGCCCACAGGUGCUACCGGCCCUGCUUAUGCCCCCUCAACGAUGGGUAGUUCAGUGACCACUUUCAACAAUGACGGGGUCAAGGAAGCCCUACAGGGGUUUGGUUUACAUAACAUGACUGCAGAGGAUGUUUGGGAUUUCCUCAAAGCAAAAUUACUCGUCGUUUUCGAUGGAGGGGAUGUGCGUAUCGCGGUGGAGGAUUUGAAUAAACUGGUGGUCAUACAUAUCCAGCGAUGCGUACAGAAGCUUAUGCCCACGGUUGUCGAAGAUUUGCGAGAUCUUUUAUAUACGGGGUUCUCGACUUUGAACCAUUCUAUCAGUGGUGUACCUGAUGAGAAGCUUAUUCCACACCUGGUGCAGAUAUGGAUGUCAGCGUUUGGAACAAUCCUCCCAUUCAUUCAAGCAGUCUUCCUCCCAUUAGAUCUUGAAUUAAAAGGUCAAGGGACAGUUAUGAGCGCACGUGAAGCUAGAGAAUUCUGGGGUGCUUUGCCCACAAAUGCAGACUCUCCAGAAGCUGCUAUAGGCGACGAACUGGACGUUCGAACCAUUGUACUAGUUGCGUUCCGUGAGGCUGUUAUUCUGCAGCGGUAUGAAGGGCUCAAGGCAGUCUUCUCUCGGCUGAGUCUCGAUACAAUCGAUGCUACCAUCGGCGCUUUGAGUGGUACAUCUAAUAGCAGCAACAGCGGCGGCCGGCCAGCCACUGCAGCCUCUUUAGACCCGAACUACAGUAGCUUCAACUCACAGUCCUCUACGGCCCUCAAUAUUGCCGGUAGCUACUCUUCAGAUUCCGUCAGUGCAACACGGAGUCGCGCAACCUCCAAUACAUCAUCGAACCCAGAUCAGCUCAUCUUCCAAUCCUUCACCUCGCCGCAGCGACAGCUCCAAUCGUUCCGUUUCAACCAAACCCCCGAUACCUCACACGUCAUCACGGAUACUGUCGGGCGUUUACUGCAAUGCUUCAGCAUCUUGGCCAGCGUGCAAAGCGGCGACGAUGCCCAAGAACGAAUCGAGACAUUGAUGAAGUCCCUCAAACACAACUGGCUCGGCCGAGGCCGUACUGGGCGCGACAGACGAGGCUUUGUCGGAACCAAGGUCCGGUCAGCUGCGCUUCCUCGCCAUGAUAGCGGGGAUUCGAUGAGUAUGACGACCAAUGGCAGCAAGUGGAACAUUACCUCCUCGCCAUGGGGGAACCUGAAUAUGAAUAGUGUUUUGUGAAUGUGUAUGUGAAUGGAUGGGAUGGAUGGGAUGGAUGGAUGGGAUGGAUGGAGUUGAUGAUUUAUUUAUGCUGUACAAUACCCGAAAGCCGGCUCUUUCUGAUCGGCAAUGAAAUGAGGAUAUAUGCAAUUCUAUGAUGUUCUUUUGUCUAUAUCAUAACACUUUCUAGUUUCC